Messenger RNA from Schizosaccharomyces cryophilus OY26, 1375 nucleotides. Its product is annotated as 19S proteasome regulatory subunit Rpt6. The transcript is spliced from 3 exons. The record is from RefSeq and is a predicted model, not a curated record. NCBI's taxonomy places the organism in Eukaryota, Fungi, Ascomycota, Schizosaccharomycetes, Schizosaccharomycetales, Schizosaccharomycetaceae. Gene Ontology annotation, molecular function: ATP binding; ATP hydrolysis activity; proteasome-activating activity. Gene Ontology annotation, cellular component: proteasome regulatory particle, base subcomplex. Gene Ontology annotation, biological process: proteasome-mediated ubiquitin-dependent protein catabolic process. The coding region runs from base 78 to 1289 and encodes 403 amino acids.
GGAGUAUGGAAAAUUCUAUAAACGUAGACCUUCACUUAAUCUCUACACACCACAACAAUUAAGUGGCAUAUAGAAAAAUGACGGAAGUUCUGACUUCCAAUGUCCUGGAAAGCAAUGAAAACAUAGUACAAUAUUAUACACAAAAAAUCCAAAAUGCAGAAUUGAAUAUUCUUAACAAAACUCAAAAUCUUCGACGAUUAGAAGCCCAAAGAAAUGGAUUGAACGCUAGAGUUCGUCUUCUGAGAGAAGAAAUUCAGCUUCUUCAAGAGCCUGGAAGUUAUGUUGGAGAAGUGAUUAAAACGAUGGGUAAAAACAAGGUGCUUGUAAAGGUGAAUCCUGAAGGAAAAUAUGUCGUUGAUGUUAGUCCUGAUGUCGAUAUCAAAGAAAUCAAGCCUAAUAUCCGUGUUGCCUUAAGAAACGACUCAUACCAGUUGAUUAAAAUCCUUCCUAAUAAAGUGGAUCCUUUGAUUUCUUUGAUGAUGGUUGAGAAAAUCCCAGACUCCACUUACGAAAUGGUUGGUGGUUUAGAAACACAAAUCAAAGAAAUAAAGGAAGUGAUUGAGUUACCUGUGAAACAUCCAGAGUUGUUUGAGAGCUUGGGUAUUCCACAACCUAAAGGUAUUUUAUUGUAUGGACCUCCAGGUACAGGAAAGACUUUACUUGCUAGAGCCGUAGCACAUCAUACUGAUUGCAAGUUUAUUCGUGUGAGUGGUUCCGAAUUAGUACAGAAGUACAUUGGUGAAGGUAGUCGUAUGGUUCGUGAACUUUUCGUUAUGGCUAGGGAGCAUGCUCCGUCUAUUAUUUUUAUGGAUGAAAUUGACUCCAUUGGCUCGUCACGGUCUGAUACUGGAGGCGGUAGCGGUGACAGUGAAGUUCAAAGAACGAUGCUUGAACUGUUAAACCAGCUUGAUGGUUUUGAAGGGACAAAGAAUAUUAAAGUAAUUAUGGCUACGAAUCGUAUUGAUAUUCUAGAUCCAGCUCUGUUGAGACCUGGACGUAUUGAUCGUAAAAUUGAAUUCCCUCCUCCAUCUACUGAAGCUCGUGCUGAGAUUUUGAGAAUUCAUUCUCGUUCUAUGAACUUGACUCGAGGAAUUGACCUGAAGAGUAUUGCAGAGAAGAUGACUGGAGGCAGUGGUGCCGAGUUGAAAGGUGUUUGUACAGAAGCUGGUAUGUUUGCUUUACGUGAACGCCGUGUGCAUGUUACUCAAGAAGAUUUCGAACUUGCUGUCGUAAAGGUUCUGAACAAGGGCGAAUCUGGAGAAAUGAGUUUACAAAAAUUAUUCAAGUAAUUUGUAGUCGAAUUUAUGAAUGAAUAUUAUGAUUCUUAUAUCUUGAAUAGAUGACAGAAUGUAGUAAUGUAAUGGUUAAUAUGGAC